AUGGCGGCUGGUUCCAGGAAAAAGAUUGCAGUUGUGGGCCUGGGUAUGGUCGGGAUUGCUUUCAUAGAAAAGCUCCUCAAACUCGACGCUCGCGCCCGGGAGUACGACAUAACUGUCAUUGGCGAGGAAAAGCACCUCGCCUACAACCGCGUCGGUCUGACCUCCUUCUUCGAGCACCGCAAGGUCGAGCAGCUCUACCUGAACCCCCUGUCCUGGUACGAGGGCCAUGUCGGCCCAGACAAUGCAUUGGGGUGGCAUCUCAACAAGACUGUCACAGACAUCAACAAGGACCGGAAGACUGUCACUUGCGCGGAUGGCUCCGAAGUCGCCUACGAUAUCCUGGUGCUAGCGACUGGUUCGAAUGCCCUAUUACCCCGUUUUAUACCCGGCCACGAUGCGAAUGGCGUGUUCGUCUACAGAACCAUUGAUGACCUGGAGAAACUCAUUGCCUUCUCCUCAACAAAAGAGGGAACGUAUGGUGCUGUUAUCGGUGGCGGACUGCUGGGCCUCGAGGCCGCCAAGGCCAUGAUGGAUCUGAACACCCUGAAGCAGGUCAACGUUAUCGAGCGCAGCCGCUGGGUCCUGUCCCGCCAACUCGACGAGGAGGCCGGCAGCAUGGUCGUCGAGCAAGUCCGCAAUCUCGGCGUAGAUGUGCUGUUGAGCAAGCGCGUGGACAAGAUCGAGGUCGACGACGACAACUUCGUCACGGGGGUGCGGUUCGAGGACGAUGUACUCAUGCCGUGCAGCAUCGUCUGCUUCGCCAUCGGGGUGCGGCCGCGGGACGAGCUGGCCCGCAAGGCAGGGAUCAAGUGCGCGGACCGCGGUGGUGGCAUCAUCGUGGACAACGACCUGAGGACUAGCGAAGAGGACAUCUACGCCAUCGGGGAAUGCGCCUCAUGGCAGGGCGAGGCUUUCGGGCUGAUCGCGCCCGGUGUGGAGAUGGCCGAUGUGCUGAGCUUCAACCUGACGCAGGCAAAACAACACACGCCGAGGGCAUUCAAGAGGCCCGACCUGAGUACGAAGCUGAAACUGCUAGGCGUGGAGGUCGCCAGCUUUGGUGACUUUUUCGCGGACAGGGACGGGCCCCAGUCCCUACCUCCCAAAGUGGCCGCAAGGAAGAAGAAGCAGCAGGAGACGAACGGCGACACGAACGGCGACACGAACGGCAGGACAAAAGACGUGAGGCUCCUCACAGAUGGGCUUCCGUCACCAGAAGUGAAGGCCCUGACGUAUAAGGACCCCUUCCAGAAUGUGUACAAGAAGUACAUUUUCACCAUGGACGGAAAAUACCUCCUGGGAGGCAUGAUGAUCGGCGACACCAAAGACUACAUCAAGCUCCUGCCAAUGGUCAAGAACCAGAAAGAGCUUGAGAUGCCACCCUCAGAGCUCAUCCUCGGGGCCAAGCAAGGCGACAACGACGGCGCAGACGACCUGGCCGACGACACGCAGAUCUGCUCCUGUCACAACGUGACCAAGGGAGAUAUCGUCAACGUGGUAAAAGACGGCACGUGCAAGUCAAUCGGAGAGGUCAAGUCGUGCACCAAGGCAGGUACGGGCUGCGGGGGCUGCAUGCCACUGGUGCAGUCCAUCUUCAACAAGACGAUGGUGAGCAUGGGCAACGAGGUCAAGAAUAACGUGUGCCCUCACUUCAACUACAGCCGCGCGGACCUGUACAACAUCAUCAUGGUCAAGCGCCUCAAGACGUUCCCGCAGGUCAUGAAGGACUCGGGCAUCGACGCCGACAGCGUCGGGUGCGAGGUGUGCAAGCCCACGGUGGCGAGCAUCUUCGCCAGCCUGUGGAACAAGCACGUCAUGGACAAGCCUCACCACGGCCUGCAGGAGACGAACGACCGGUUCUUGGGCAACAUCCAGCGCAACGGCACGUUCAGCGUCGUCCCCAGGGUCUCGGCCGGCGAGAUCACACCGGACAAGAUGAUCGUCAUGGGCGAGGUUGCGAAGAAGUAUGGCCUGUACACCAAGAUCACGGGUGGCCAGCGGAUAGAUAUGUUUGGCGCAAAGAAGCAAGACUUGCUCGACAUCUGGAAGACGCUUGUUGAUGCUGGCAUGGAAAGUGGCCACGCAUAUGCCAAGUCCCUGCGGACGGUCAAGAGCUGUGUUGGCACGACAUGGUGCCGAUUCGGUAUAGGCGACAGUGUCGGGAUGGCAGUGCGGCUUGAGGAGCGUUACAAGAGUAUCCGGGCUCCGCACAAGAUCAAGGGAGGUGUGAGUGGCUGUGUGCGUGAAUGUGCGGAGGCGCAGAACAAGGACUUCGGACUCAUCGCCACAGAGAAAGGCUUCAACAUCUUCGUUGGAGGCAACGGCGGCGCAAAACCCAAGCAUUCCGAACUCCUCGCCAAGGACGUCCCACCAUCAGAAGUCAUCCCCAUAUUAGAUCGAUAUCUCAUGUUCUACAUCCGCACAGCAGACAGGUUACAGCGCACAGCCAGGUGGCUCGAGGGCCUGCCCGGCGGUAUCAAGUAUCUCCGCGAGGUUGUCCUCGACGACAAGCUAGGCAUCAACGAGUCCCUCGAGGCACAGAUGGCCGAGCUGGUAGAUUCGUUCUUUGACGAGUGGGCAGAGGCCAUCAAGAACCCGGCGAUAGCGGCCGAGUUCAAGCAGUUCAACAACACCGAGGAGAACAUCGAGAACAUGGAGAUCGAGCGCGACCGGGACCAGCCGCGGCCCGUGUUCUGGGCCAAGGAGCCGGCCAGGGACGACUUCAAGGGCCUCAAGGAGAAGUGGUCGUCGACGACCUGGCAGCCCGUCAUCGGCGCGUCGCACUUUGACGGCGCCGACAGCCUGCCCAACGGCAUCUCGGCCACCAUCAAGCGCGGGGACACGCAGCUGGCCGUGUGGCGCAUCCGGGGGAAGUACUACGCCACCCAGCAGAUGUGCCCGCACAAGCGCUCCUUCGUGCUGUCGGACGGCCUCAUCGGCGACGAGAAGGCCGAAGGGGCGGCCGCCCCGUGGGUCUCGUGCCCCAACCACAAGCGCAACUUCGACCUCGCCGGCGGCGCGUGCAAGAACGACAGCGAGCUGUCCAUCGCGACGUUCGGGGUCGAGGAGCGCGACGACGGGCUCGUCUACCUCAAGCUGCCGCCGGUGGAGGAGCUCGACGCCGCGCUCGGCACGGCCAAGUGGAGGGUCAAGAAGGGCGAGGGCGAGGGCCAGUUCGCCGAGCUGGACAAGAAGAUACACUUUGUGGGCACCAGGGCCAAGAAGCCCGGCGUCAAGCCCCAUGUCGAGCUGCCUAUGAAGAGGCCGGUCGAGCUGAUGUCUGGUGGCUGUGGAGGCGCUGGGCUGGAUUGGUAA
This is a messenger RNA of Diaporthe citri, 3312 nucleotides long. RefSeq lists its product as uncharacterized. Bases 1 to 3312 code for a protein of 1103 amino acids. Gene Ontology annotation, molecular function: nitrite reductase [NAD(P)H] activity; heme binding; 2 iron, 2 sulfur cluster binding. NCBI's taxonomy places the organism in Eukaryota, Fungi, Ascomycota, Sordariomycetes, Diaporthales, Diaporthaceae. The transcript is spliced from 3 exons. The record is from RefSeq and is a predicted model, not a curated record.